Formica exsecta is the source of this 2963-nucleotide messenger RNA. RefSeq names its product UNC93-like protein. The record is from RefSeq and is a predicted model, not a curated record. NCBI's taxonomy places the organism in Eukaryota, Metazoa, Arthropoda, Insecta, Hymenoptera, Formicidae. Gene Ontology annotation, cellular component: striated muscle dense body; plasma membrane. The transcript has 8 exons. Gene Ontology annotation, biological process: regulation of potassium ion transport; regulation of muscle contraction. Gene Ontology annotation, molecular function: potassium channel regulator activity. The coding region runs from base 1222 to 2931 and encodes 569 amino acids.
GGCUCGAGCAGAACCGAGCGACACCGAAUUGCGGACGCAGAGUCAAGCCGCUCCGUGAGUCGUCCCUUCGUCGGCCCAGGACCUAGAUCCCGUCCUGCAAACGCGCGGAUCGGGAUUUCGGACUACUUGUCGAUCGCAAUCUCGAGUGAGCGAGCGAACGCGAGAUAUCUCGCGUCUUUCGCUCGCGUCUUUAAAACGGACGCGAAGAACUCGGAAGAAAGAAUCAGUCUUACGGACUAGCACCGUGUUUACAUUUCCCGAUGGGAAAUACCAGGAUCUCCCGACGUUCAUAGAAAUAGAGGAAUCUUAAUUAGAUGCGCUUGUGAAACGGAAUAUCUCGCUCGGUGAUCGAUCUUAUGUCAGUGCCCUGACGUAUCCUUCGCAUUUCGUGACUCGAUCGUGCCCUUUAUACUUUUUGCGAUUCAUCGUGUCAAUGUUCCGCGUGUUAAUAAUGGCCCCCAGAGUGUUAUCUACGGAUCCGCGCGUUGAUACAUGGCGAUCAGCUUGUGUGUGAGACGCGUUAAUUCUUAUCUCGACUUCGUCUCUUUCAAUGAUUGUCGGCAUCUCGCAGAUGAUGCAUUAGGUCCGUCGAACUUAAUUGUUCGAGGGCGACAUCGCGUCGUUCAUAAUUUUAAUUCGAUUUUGAUUCUAAACGCAGUGACGACCCGUCAUUUUUAUACCAAGCGCGCGAUCGUUGACGUUUCGCUUCGAGCUUAACUUUAAUUAAAUCUAAAGUGACGCGCGAACUCACGUGGGAUGCAAGUAUUCGUGACGACUUCCCUCUUGAGUUGCUAACAUUUUGCGAGUGUCACGAGUGCAAAUAUUUAAUGUCGCGUGUCAUCGACUCUUGUAUUUGAUUUAAGCGUCCAAGAGGCGACGUGCGAAAUUCGUACUGCGAAUGUCGAUGGCAAAGUUUGUUAUCGCUAUGAAAACGACGAGCGGUUUCUCGAGCGACGAUCAUGAACCGUGACGAUCCACAGCGUGACAACUGGCUAAGUUUUGGCAGCUUCUCGUCAACAGAAAUCAUGGCAAAUGUCGAACGGCCGCACAGCAGCGUGAACGCGAAAACUCUGUUGCUUCCGGUUUAGAUGACCAACUCGCAGAUGGAAAAAAUGAUCAUGACGGUGGUCACUCGAUCGUAAUGAGAUCGAGCGAAGGACCUGAUCGCGCGUGAGGAGGUACCAUACGAAUAAGCGACAACGGCGGAAACGGGUGGAAACGAUGGGGUCCUUGCCGAAUCUUCAUGAGCUGUCCAAGGAGAAGCUGGAGAGCCCGGUGUACAAACCGGCGCCGAUCGGCGGUCUUGGUCCAGUGCGAUUGCCGCCGCAGCCUCCGCCGUUGGCGCACUCGCAUAAACGCGCGAGAAGCAGCGGACAUCAUCAUUCUACCCUGGGCGAUAAUGAUGCCAUGCUGGAGCACAUGGCGGCAUACUCGCCGAUCUCCUGCCGGUCCACGCGCACAUCGGCGCUGUCGUGGCGACGUCGCGAUUCCAUGAACUCGUCGGCGGGCGCGUCGUCGGUGCGCCGGCUGAUCGCGGCGGUCCGGGCGACCCCGGCCGGGCCCCGGCCGCCGCGUAAGGCCGUGUUACGGCACAUCGCGGCCCUACUGCUCGGCCACGCGAGCUGCUCGGCCGCCACGCUGCCCAUCUUCCCGUUGCAGGCGGGCCUGGGCGCGUUCGAGCCGCAUCUGGGCCCGGUGCUUCUGGCGCAGCUCUACAUGAUGGCAGCCGCCACCAGCUGCUUCGCCCCCAUCGUCGUGCAACGGCUCGGCACGAAUCUCGCCAUCACCGCGAACCACGUGGUCACCGCGAUCUUCGUCGGCGUGCAUUUGUAUCCUAAAUGGUAUAUACUCGCACCUAGCUACGCGAUGCUAGGUUGCUGCGCCAGCUCGAGCUUUUUAGCGAGGACGUCGCACGUCAACGUAUCCGCGAGUAGUCUGGCGAUGGUCUGCGUCGACCCUGAAGAUCCGGAUGAGACGCGACGCGAGUGCCUAUUGAGAAGGCUCAACCGGGGAAUCAAACUGGCCGAAGAUAUUGGUCUCGCAAUCGGUUGCCUCAUCGCCGCGGUCCUCGUCAGGCUAACGGAUCCGCUACUGUCUAGUAUAAUAAACAGCGACAUAGGGGAUGUCUGCGGAGCUGAGUACUGUUCGGAGGAGAUGUACUUCUACAACGAAUCGCUCUACGUGCCGACGAUCGCCCCAGGCACGUCGAGGGUGCUCGUCAGUAUUUGGCUCGGUCUGGCAGUGCUCGGCUUAGGCAUAUCCUGCGCGUUUCUCGAUUCGAGGAUGCAAGAGCCUCAGGCGAACAACGAUCGCACCAGCGUCAAGGAUAUCCUCAAGUCCGUUAAAUGCGCUUUUCAGGAUCCGAAGCUUCAGCUCGCGGCGCCGCUCACGCUCUUCAUCGGACUGGAACAAGGUUUCAUCUACGCCGAUUUUAUGGAGGCGUAUGUGGUAUGCACCUCAGGCGACGCCGGCACGGUCACUUUAAACUUUCUGAGUUUAGCUCUGUUACAAGCUCUCGCCGCCGUGACACUCUCGAUGCUGUUGAGACAGAUUAAAAGGUACUAUGUUGUGGUCGUAGGUUUCGCCUUCCACGCUUGUCUCUUGCUUGUCUUGCUCACUUGGAGACCGACGGGAGACGACCCAGCCCUCUUCCACGUCAUAUCAGCUGCCUGGGGAGUUUGUAAUUCCAUUUGGGAGACUUUGAUAUAUACGCUGGUGAUGGGCCUCUACCCGAACGCGUGGCAGGGACCGCUGUCGACGUCGCUCUUUUGGCGUUGGCUCGGACUGACCCUCGCGCUCAGCCUCCACGGCGCGGUGUGCACCCGUUAUCGCGUCCUGGGCCUCGCCGCGACCCUGGUCCUCGCGGUGGUACCGCAUCUCUGGCUGGAGAGCCGUCUAGCGCGCCGCGGAAAAACGCUGGCACCCUUAUGACCGGGCGACUCGACGGCGAGCGAACGUGGGUC